AGCUCACCACACAAAACCCAUCGAUCGACCACCGCAAGCACAAGGGCAGGAUGGCUACCACCACCAGCUCCACCGCCCUCCUCAUCGCCCUCGUCGUCCUGGCCGGCCUCGCCGACCUGCACGCCGCCACAGCCGACCCGAGGCCCGUCCACGCCGCGGAACUCUCGGUGCCGGCAUGGGCGGCCGGGCAGCCAAUGACGGCCCCGGAGCUGGAAGGGAUGAUGGAUUGCAUGAUGGGGUGCUGGACGACGGUGAUGGGCUGCGUAUUCGGGUGCAUGGCCAAGCCCCCCGCCGACAUGCCGGUCUGCUGGUUCAGCUGCGACCAGACCUACGUUAUGGGCAUGAUCAAAUGCGCCCUCACGCCCUCGCCGCCGGCACCGGCGCCACCCAAGCCGCCUGCCCCGCCCGCCCGGCCAUAAUACCGAUCGAGACCUCCACCUCUAGACGCCGACAAUCACCGUGCAUGAUACGUACCAGUGAUAUGUUAUACGGGUUGAUGACUAAAAACAAGACACAUGAAUAUAUCAUACGAGCAUAUGAUAUAUAUGCUCUAUCCAUAACUCAUCAUAACUGUGUGAUUGUGUUAUGCACGUACCAGUUAGGUUGAUCUUCCAACUUCAUGUAAUCCAAUGAUGGGUUGUGAGUUUCACCUGUAUCUGCAAUGAAUUUUAUAUGUGUAUAUGUAAUUUUUAUA
Messenger RNA from Triticum aestivum (bread wheat), 694 nucleotides. RefSeq lists its product as uncharacterized. The coding region runs from base 51 to 419 and encodes 122 amino acids. The record is from RefSeq and is a predicted model, not a curated record. NCBI's taxonomy places the organism in Eukaryota, Viridiplantae, Streptophyta, Magnoliopsida, Poales, Poaceae. The transcript has a single exon.